CCGUCGAAAUUCAACCGUUGGAGGACUUUCCGGAGACGAUAUUGGAUUUCGACGAAGAAGACGACGACGAUUAUCAAGAGAACGGAGAGCCACGAGUAAACGGCAUCAUGACCGAAACAUUUGAACCGGAUGGAACGUGCCGAAUAAAGUUGCUACGAUCCGAGCUACCUCCUGAUCUGCAACCGAUCACAACCACUGAACUAAAGUGUGCCGUGAACGUAAAGGAACGGGUCGAAAUCAAUGGUACUUUAUUCAGUGCCCAGUUCAAAUAUCUCCCUUGUUUAGCGNAGAAUAAUGUUGUAGGUGAGAAACGACUUGUCCAAAAGAGGAAGACAUCUCAUCCAGAAUGGGAUAAAUGUUGGGAUACAGACGUUUUGCCAGGUCGGGUUCUGCAAGUGAUACUUAUGAAUGGCAACACACCGAUUGCAGAUGCUACUAUGCGUCAGCAGGAUAUUGUUUCGAAAUGCAAAUCGGAUACAAUCACACAUAUAUGGAUCAAUUUAAAACCAGCCGGGCGCAUUCUGGCUCAAGCACGCCACAUUCAGCAGACCAGUAAGUACUGA
Messenger RNA from Anisakis simplex (herring worm), 563 nucleotides. The record is from the annotation of a GenBank genome assembly. Lineage: Eukaryota; Metazoa; Nematoda; Chromadorea; Rhabditida; Anisakidae.